UAAACAAGAUGUCAACAUGUUUACUUAAUUUAUUGUGAAAUCGAAACUUAUAAGUUACAUUUUAAAAUAACGUCAAUUUAGCGGAUUCUCAGACGUUGAUUAACUCGAUAACAGCUCAAUAACUUUUAUAAAGAUAAAAGGAUUCACGGAUCUAUUCGAUCGGACGAUUGAUAAAAUGCGAGUAAAUUAUCAAUAUGCAUUAGAACGUUCUUUAUAUAGUGCGCGAUAUUGGUGGACGUGAGACUGUGCUGUGAAAUAAAAUGUCUGUCGUAAAAGAUAAAAAUGUGAACACUGCCAAUGAAGAACCAGCUUGGUCGACGUACACCAGUCCAAGGAAGAUGGAAGGUGUAAUGGAAUACGUCGCCGCAGACAGUAUAGUCAAAUAUAAUGUGUAUAGAACAAGAUGGCUAAUGUUAGGCUUAUUCGUGUUGUACUCUUCAUCUAAUUCUAUGCAAUGGAUGCAGUAUACUAUAAUUCAAGACGUAAUUGUGAAGUAUUACAAUGUGCCGAGUACACUCGUGUCAUGGACCUCGAUGAUCUACAUGAUAACAUACGUGCCACUUAUAUUCCCUGGCAGCUGGUUACUCGAUAAAACGGGUCUCCGCAUCACGACUAUCAUCGGUUCGUUCGGGACUUGUUUCGGAGCAUGGCUGAAGGUGUUCUCAGUGCCACAAGACAUGUUCUGGCUCGGCUUCACAGGCCAAACUGUGGUAGCUGUAUCGCAAGUCUUCAUUCUGAAUGUACCACCACGACUGGCUGCGGUGUGGUUUGGAGCAGACCAAGUGUCUUCUGCCUGCAGUAUCGGUGUGUUUGGUAAUCAGGUAUGACAAUUUACUUGGUAGCUUGUAGACAAUUGGGCGAGUUC
Papilio polytes (common Mormon) is the source of this 865-nucleotide messenger RNA. RefSeq lists its product as uncharacterized. Gene Ontology annotation, molecular function: heme binding; heme transmembrane transporter activity. Lineage: Eukaryota; Metazoa; Arthropoda; Insecta; Lepidoptera; Papilionidae. The coding region runs from base 261 to 827 and encodes 188 amino acids. Gene Ontology annotation, biological process: heme export; transmembrane transport. The transcript has 2 exons. The record is from RefSeq and is a predicted model, not a curated record. Gene Ontology annotation, cellular component: membrane.